Amphibalanus amphitrite is the source of this 4935-nucleotide messenger RNA. RefSeq names its product plectin-like (gene corn). The coding region runs from base 165 to 4280 and encodes 1371 amino acids. Lineage: Eukaryota; Metazoa; Arthropoda; Thecostraca; Balanomorpha; Balanidae. The record is from RefSeq and is a predicted model, not a curated record. The transcript has 9 exons.
GGCGGGCCGGCAGUGUGCUGGCGUGCAGCGCCGCGGGGACAGUGUGGAGAGUGGACCACGCCGCCAGUGACUAGAAAGCCUGGGAGCCGAGCCUGGAGCACAGCUGAGGAACGCCCCGGGCCAGAGGAGGACUCGCAGACACGGAGCAGUCACAGGCGGGGCUGAUGGCUGAGGUGGCGGCGUCUCGGCCGCCGGCCGGCCUCUCGCUGUCGGCGGAGAACCUGCACGCGCUCGACCCGGCGCCGCUCGACGACCUGGUCGAGUCCGAAGUGAUCGUCGGUGACGACAGUGACGACGAGUUCGCCUUCAACGGCGAGGUCAAGGACGCGGAGGAGAUCUACAUCCAGAACGGGCCGCGCGGACCGAGCAUGACCGUCGGCCAUCUGACCAUCGAGCACAGCUACUGCACGCCCGAGCCGGACGACGAGCCGGCGGUGAAACUGGUCGACCCGGAUCGGUUCAGCGAUUUCUUUCUCAUGGAGGAGUCGGCGGGUGGCGCCGGCCACCUGCAGCUGUUCUCGGACAUGCGUCAGUGUGUGGCGGGCAGCGCUCUCAGUUACAUGCAGGUGACGGGCGCGGCGGUGCUGAGUUCGUUGCAGCAGGCCGGCCGCCGGCUGGAGAGUCUGACAGAGGAGGACGAGUCUGAGGCGGCGCAGGAGCCGCCGGCCCGUGCCGUCUCCCUCCCCGCCCCCGUGUCGGCGGCGGCGCUGUCGCCACCGACGGGACGGGCCGCCGCCGCCGCGCCGCCAGUGCCCGCCGACGCCGCGUCGGGAGCGGACAUGGCGGCGACGACACGCGACCGGGCGCCUGCCGGCGACGUGUGGGGUGGCGGGGUGGGCCGCGCGGCGCUCGAUGGGGACGCUGAGCCGACGCCGGCCGUGGACAGUGGUAAUGUGACUGAAGUGGGGCCUACCGUGGACGGUGGUGGUGUGGAUAAGUCGGAGUCGUCAGCGUCGUCCGGUGUGGAAGCUGGGUCACAAGAGAAACAAGUGCAGCCUGCUGAUGAUAAAAGGUCAGAGAACUCUGCUGCGGCAACAGCAGUCUCCAAACCAAGUGAGUCGUCACAGUCGGACGGUACCCCUCCUGUGGAUACCACAGACUCCACACAGCCUCAGAACGCGGGCAGUCCUAGUGACCUGACCCAGUCGGUCACUGCGAAUAGCUCCGUCGAUUCAGCCCGACCUGUGACCGACACAGCCAGUCCCACCGAGCCGACAGAACCGACCGGCUCCAGUGGUGGCGAAAUCACUCAGUCGGCCACCCUCUCCAGUAUCGCAGACAUGACUCAGUCAAUGACUGUACCCAGUCCGCCGGCUCGGUCCAGCCCACCGGCUCUCAUGACCCAAUCGCUGGGUCCGGUCAGUUUCUCAGACCCGUUCCAUGUGUUGGAACAGCCUGCCGAGGCCGCUGAGGACCCACCAGAGGCUGUGAGUUUGGUGAGCCCCGUGGAGCCGGCCACCGCCAUCUCCGGCCCGGUUAGUCUGGUGGGUAUCGUCCUGCCGACGGCCGCCGCCGCGCCGCCAGCCGACGCCCCGGCCGAUGGAACCCUCUGGGAAUCCGCAGCGCCCGCCGCGCCCUCAGUCGACAAUAACGCUGCCGGCGCGCUGCCCGUGUUGAAAAUCGAUGAGAGCGUUGAGCUGAAGGGCGAGGGUGAGCGGGACGCCACGACUUCGUCCUCGGAUCGCUCGACGCCGCCGCGCACCGGUGGUCGAACGGCGUCCACACGGCCCGGCGCGGCCCGCGCCAGUCCGCGGUCCUCGCUGACAGCUCGCGCCCAGCAGGACCUGGCUAAGGCGCGCUCCUCGUCCACCACACGCGAGGAGAAGCGCGCGCUGUCCAGCUACGGCACGCUACCGCGCCGGGGGAAGAAGUCGCCGCCGUCCUCCGAGGCGGGUAAAAAGGAGGAGCUGCCCGCUGUGUCUGAAAUCACCAGGAAGCAGCCGGCACCGGGAACCCGGCCCACUGUGAAACCGGCGGCGUGCGCCGCGCCUCUGCGACGCCGACCGAUGGAUAAGAAGAUCUCUGAGUUGAAGAAGAGCGAGUCGGCGCCGUCCUCUGGCUCGGACCAGUCUAGGAGUAGGAAGCCUUCGGCCGAGGCAGAGUUAAAGAGCAGUGCAGACAAGUACGGCACUCUAACGCGCCGCAAAGAGCCCAAGUCUGCGGCAGCGGACAGUGCUUCAGCCAAGACGACAACGUUCACUGCCGAGGAGCUAAAGCGAGGAGCAGAUACAUUCGGCACCCUCGGCAGGAGGAAGAAGGCGCCCGCUGCGGCCAAGCCGGCGGCAGCUCCAGCUCGGUCGGAGGCUGCAGCAAAGCCUGCGGCACCAGCGGUGGCGAGUAGUUCUCGCCCUGCCUCAGCCUCCACCAAAACCACCAGCCCCCGACCGGCCACCUCCGCGUCUGCCGCGGCUCGGCGGCCGGCGGCGGCUGCCCGGCCGCUGGCCCGGCCGGCCGGCAGGACGACCGCUGCCGCCUCAGCCGGGAAGGUGCGCGAGCGAACCCUGAUCUGUCUGGAGACUGGCUGUCAGACAGUGCUGACCGGCGGCGACCUGAGCGCGGCGGCCAGCCUGCGACCGCAGCCGGCCGUCACCUGUUUGGAGGCGGCGUGUCAGGCGGAGAUUGCCAGCCCGCAGGCUGCGCAGCAGGCAGCCGAGCUGGCCCGGCUGCAGGCGGAGGCGGAGCGCGCGCGGCAGGCGCAGGAGCAGCUGAAACAGAUCCAGGAGGAGCUAUGGGCGGCGCGGCGCCAGCUCGAGGAGGAGCAGGCCGACAAACAGGAGGUGCAGACCGAGCUGGGCCGCACCACGGACCGCGUGCAGCACAUGAUGGGCCGUAUGGAAGGCGUCGAACAGGAGCUGCUCCGUCACCAGGAGCACCUGCAGAGCGCCGAGCUGCGCGCCCAGCACGCCGACUCGGCCGCCGAGGCGCUCCAGCACGAGCUGGAGCUCUCGCGCGCGGCCGUCGCAAGGCUCUCGGAGGACCUGGAGAAAUCGGUGGCCGCUCAGAAGACACUUCUCCAGCAGGUACAGGAAACGGAGGCUGAGUCAUGCGAACUGCACGAGUUCAUGCAGCUGGAGAAAAACGCACUGGUUGAUGCACUCAGGGAGGCUGAGAAUGAGGUGGCCAGUAUGAGGACGGCCUCUGCCGCCGCCGAGGACGCCCUCAGAGAGAAGGAGGACCGCUGUGCCCAGCUGACCCGGAUCUCCGACCAGAGGGCGGAGGAGAUGGCGGCGCUGAAGGCCGACCUGCGCCACGUGCAGAACAGAACCAAAGAGCUGCUGCUGUGUCAGGGGGCCGGGGUGAGCGGCGCCUCAGUCGCCCUCAGUCAGCUGGCCGGCCGGCUGGAGACGGCGCUGCGCUCCCUGGUUCCGGCCCACCUGCUGGCCGACCUGGACCUGCCGCUCUCCAGCUCCGUCCCGGCGCGGCUGGCCGAGACGGUGACGGCGCCGCGCCGCUCAGCCUCGGUGGCCGCCGCGCUGGCCGGCCCCCCGCGCUCCCUCUCACAGAUGGUGCGCGCCCUGGAUCUCCCGGCCGGUGAGACGCUGGCGGACGAGCGCUGCCCGCUCUCCGGCGGAGACAGCCUCCAGGAGCUGGCCGUGCGACAUCUACUCGAGGGUCGGGACUCCCCCGAGGGCGAGGAGAGCUGCUCAGAGCGCGGCGAGGCGGCGGUCGGUGGGGGGUCCGGGCUGGAGGAACAGGUCACCCAGGUGGACCUGCUGGUGGAGAGGCUGAUCCGGGCGGCGGCCACCCUCGGGCAGAAGGCCGUGGCGCAGACACCGUCACCGGCGGCCCCGGUGCCCGCCCAGGCGGCCACUCAGACCCCCACGCCGGCCACUGACAGGCCCGCCCCCACGUCCGGCGACUCUGAACGGGAGCUGCGGGAUCGGCUAGCCCGGCUGGAGGCUGAGAACGCCGAGCUGCGGCGGCGACAGGCUCCCCCACCGCCCGGCGCGGGCUCUGAAACUGAGACAACCAGUCUGCGUCAGGAGCUUUCUAGGAAGGAGCGGCAGCUGGACGAGCUCAAACAAAAGUACACCAAACACAAGCAGAUCCUCACAGAGAACGUCCAGAAAGCCGAGUCCGAGAUUCAGACGCUCGACGAAAUCAUCGACUACGUCAUCGUCUCUCUGGGCUCUGUCCCAGAGGUGGUGCAGAAACAGUCCGUCCUCCGCAAACUGUGGAUGGACCUGGACGGACCCAACAAGACCGUCGCCAAGACCAAGCUGAACGGGACCACGCCCAUCAGCGAUCUCAACGCCAACGCCGACAUCGUCAAGGUUUAGACGGUCGGCGGUGACCGUCCGACGCUCUGUUUCCCACCUAGAGACUGUGAAACUCGCGACCGCGCGGGCCUUCUUCCCUCUCACCCUCUCUCUCUCCGCUCCGCUGCUCUGCGGCGUGCGACCAGUGGCCGAGCUGUGACUGAUGACUGAACCGAGUGACUGAGUGAGUGGGAGUGAUGAGUGAGGUAGAGUAAGGCGUGCGACGAGUGUUGGGAGGAUGGUAGAAAGCCACCCUGUAGAGUGGACUCGCAAGAGAGCUCGUGCGUGCGACCGGCGGCCUGUGCACAGCUGUGAACGGUAGCCGGCGUUUGCCCUCCGCUGUGACAGCUCUGUGCAGCUACUGCAGCUGACAGGCCACCUGCCGGGAGCCGGCCGCGGCAGCGCUGUAUUUUUGUCAGACGUGUGAGCGAGCGACUGGUGUGAUGAUAGGGCUCCGCCGGCCGGGCCAGAGCGUCGCCGGCCCAGUAUUAUCGGUCCCGCGCGGCGUGCGCACGUGUGUCUGUGUGUGGGGGGGAGUGUGGGCCCGCGCCGAACCAGAGCCGAUAUUCGCCCGAGUACAUAGCCGCAGGCAGUUUGUUUUAUGUUUGUGUACUUGCACUAGAUGUUUACCGAGUUUAUUUGCACGGACAUGAUUUAAUAAAUAAGUUUUCGAUGA